AAAGCAGAUCUGUGGGUGGGACAGAGGGUUUUUUCCUACUCCCUCCCUCAUUUCUUGGUACUUGUCUACCCUCUUAAGAUGUCUUUUAAAAAGCACACCCUUCUCCUUAUGAACCAUUGCAAGCUAAUUGAGGAAGGUGCUUAAAAGGCAAGAGAAAAUCAUUCCAUACCAAUAGUAUCUCUUUCAUUUCCAUGAAGAUCAUGAAGUGAAGACAUCUACAGGCCAUGAACACAGGCAGUUUGGCACUGGAUUUUUUCUUUUUGAUGAUGGUGGUGGACAAGCCAUGGGUGUAUGCGGUUCAGGCUGAUAACUGCACUAUUGCUGUUACUGUCCAGAGGAAUACCAAGUACUACAGCAAAUCCGGUGAUUCAACUUCUAUAGAGUGCCCUGUGAUGUACUGUCAAAAGAAGCCCAAUGUGCAUUGGCAUAUGUACAAUACAAUGCUCAAGAAAUUCUUCUCUUUAAGUCUUGGACCAAAUCACACAACUUCAUGGAGAACUGGAAACAUUUUUGUUUUGACUUUUCAACCUAUUAAUAAAAAUGAUAGCGGAACGUAUCGUUGUGAAGCAAAUGUGGCUAACAGCACCAUUGCAGGCCAUGCAAUAGAGGUUAUUGUUCAAGAUUACAGCAACAUCACUGUAUUUGAUGACGCUAGAAAUACUACAGAAGAUCGUGAAGCAUCUGAAAAGAACAAGAUGUUGAUUAUUUAUAUCCUGUCAUCCCUGGGAGCACUGGGCCUCUUCAUUUUCUGCUGCUUUGGCGUGCUGCAAUCUAAACGGAGGCUUCAAGGGGGAAACAAGACAGUUUCAUCAACCUUAGAGGAAGAAACGAAAGAGCUUCCCAGUGGCAGUGCUGUUGACAGCAGACAAAUCAACUGCAAGAAGCCCAACAUGGUAACAUCAAAACCUGCACAUGACAAAUCUGUCACCAACCAGCUCUUAUCUGCAAACCAGGAUACCCUUGUUUAUGCAACACUGAACCAUAGAGAACAUUUUGAGAAAAGUGAGCCCUUUGUGGAAACUGAGUUUACUGAAUAUGCUGCAAUUGUGUUGAAGAACUAAAUGUAGAUGUCUCCUUAUUGGUUCCCAUAAUAUUA
Sceloporus undulatus (fence lizard) is the source of this 1096-nucleotide messenger RNA. RefSeq names its product B- and T-lymphocyte attenuator-like. The record is from RefSeq and is a predicted model, not a curated record. The coding region runs from base 225 to 1061 and encodes 278 amino acids. Gene Ontology annotation, cellular component: plasma membrane. Gene Ontology annotation, molecular function: signaling receptor activity. NCBI's taxonomy places the organism in Eukaryota, Metazoa, Chordata, Lepidosauria, Squamata, Phrynosomatidae. Gene Ontology annotation, biological process: immune response-regulating cell surface receptor signaling pathway. The transcript is spliced from 5 exons.